Messenger RNA from Linepithema humile (Argentine ant), 3358 nucleotides. It is a transcript of the gene Tmep, whose product is annotated as Transmembrane endosomal protein. Gene Ontology annotation, cellular component: membrane. Gene Ontology annotation, molecular function: transporter activity. Lineage: Eukaryota; Metazoa; Arthropoda; Insecta; Hymenoptera; Formicidae. Gene Ontology annotation, biological process: transport. The record is from RefSeq and is a predicted model, not a curated record.
CGGCCGCGCGUCGAUACUUAGUAGAUUUUCGUUGAUGAGCUCGUCGCGAGAAGCGCUUGCUUCAUAGAACCUUCAAUUGUAGGACAAAGACUCAAUUUUCCAAGAUUCCACGGUGCCAAAAGCCCGAAAUUGCGUGCUCAUUACGUCGAAUAGAGAAUCCGCCACUGGUCCAAGCGUUUCACUUUGAACGCGUAGAACGCAGCUCGAAAGAACAACGACGUGCCGCCUGGCGCGCAAGAGCGGUUUUCCCGUGUGCAGGGGGUGGUGCGGGGUGCGGAGGACAACGGACUGGUGGGAGUGAAACCGUUUGCGGGAUCGGCGGUGAAGGCGACUCGCGAGAAAAACAAGUUCAUUCGGAGCAAGUAACGACCAUACGUUCGCGUUUCUCGCGUAAUAUUGAGCGAGAUCGCGGCGCAAGUGACAGCCGAGGACGACCUCGCCGCGUACUUUAUUUCUCUUCGACGCCAGUGCGCUCUACGCAUCUGUACGCACGAGGGCGACGGCGAGGGAGGGAAUGUCGAGCGCAAGAAUACGUGAGUGUAGAUAAAAUUCUUGUAAACGGCGAAUGCCCGGAGGGCAAUCAAUUCCGUGUGCGCGCGUAUUGUUCGCCGAGGAAACGUCAUCGUGCACGAUCGUCCAGCGAGAUUGCCUGAAAGUACGAAAGCUCGAAGUACCGCGCGAUUAAUCAAGUAAUUCGUCAGGAGGGAAACGCUGGCUCUAGUUGACUGGCUUGUCAGCUUUGUUGGUCUCUGCGUUGAAAGGAGAACGUCAGCAACGGUAGCAAGCGUUAAACGGAACUUUUCACGGUGGACACACGUAAUCCGUUUGCGCGUAUGCUGCAAUAUCUGAAGAGGACCUCGCGAAUGGGGGCACGGCAGGUUGACGCAUGAAUGGUGUCGCGGUCACAGGGACGUCACACGCCACGUUCGUGAAUACUUCGAGCAAGAUGUCAACGACCACCGAUGUCAGCGACUUGGCGGACGUACCCAAGGAAGGCACGCCGAUCUUCUUGCAGACUCGCGCGGCCCAGGUCAUUGCCGGUGUAUUUGUGUGGGUGGCACUUUUUCUCACUUGCCAACAGAUCUAUCAACAUCUCAGGUGGUACACAAAUCCCACGGAGCAAAGAUGGAUAGUGCGGAUUCUCUUUAUCGUGCCCAUCUAUGCCACUUAUUCCUGGAUCUCGCUGUUGUUCUUCAACAGCGAAAGUUAUUAUGUUUACUUUUUCACAGUGCGGGACUGUUACGAAGCGUUUGUAAUAUACAACUUCCUGUCGCUGUGCUAUGAAUAUCUGGGCGGUGAGGGCAAUAUUAUGUCCGAAAUUAGGGGCAAGCCGAUACGCUCCAGUUGCCUUUACGGCACUUGCUGCCUAGUCGGGAAGACGUACACCAUCGGCUUCCUGAGAUUCUGCAAGCAGGCCACCCUGCAGUUCUGCUUAGUUAAACCAGUGAUGGCAUUUGUUAUCAUAUUUCUGCAAGCCUUCGGUCAUUAUAGAGACGGAGAUUGGUCCCCCGACGGUGGUUACAUUUACAUCACCAUAAUUUACAAUAUCAGUGUGUCGCUUGCACUUUACGGGCUCUUUUUGUUCUACUUCGCUACGAGGGACCUGCUGACGCCGUUUGAGCCUGUGCUCAAGUUUUGUACAGUGAAGAGCGUGAUCUUCCUGUCAUUCUGGCAAGGAGUUUUACUAGCUAUUUUGGAAAAGGCGAAUGUCAUUUCGCCUGUCAUAAACAGUUUGGGUCAAUCAACGAGUGCUGGUACGGUUUCCGCCGGUUACCAAAAUUUCCUCAUUUGCAUCGAGAUGUUGUUCGCAGCUAUAGCAUUACGUUAUGCGUUCCCGUACCAAGUGUACGCAGCUGGCUGUGUCACCGAUUCCCGAGGUAGAAGUGUAACGAUGCAAAGUAUCAGCAGCAGCUUGAAAGAAACAAUGAAUCCGAAAGAUAUUAUGACCGAUGCCAUCCAUAAUUUCCAUCCACAGUACCAACAGUACACUCAAUAUAGUGCUGGAGGCCCGAAAGGACAACGUGGUAUGCGAGUAUCCAGCUUCGAUCCGGACGAUCCGCAAAACAUGCCGGUACCACCACCGCAAAGGCGAAACACCUCUCACCAGCGCGUCGCCACGAUUUCGCAAAACUAUAAUGAGAAAACGAUGUUGUUAAGCAGCGACGAUGAAUUUCAAUAAGGCACACACACGUGCGCGCAGUUCGACGUGCGCACGGUUCGACGUGCACUCAUACCCAUUUCAAAGAAUGUAAAUUUAAGUUCGUAUAUCGUACCGACGAUUAUUUUAUCGCAAUGCGGGACUUCCAUGAACUUCUAGAGAUCUGCUUUCGACAAAAGAAAAAAGAAAAAAAAAGCCCAAUUACGUUUUAAGCGAUUAACGCGAAGCGAAUAGAUAGGAACUCACGGGAAAACGCAAGAUGUGAAAAAAACGGCGCAAGAAUUUAAAGGAAAAAAAAAAAGAAAGGAAAUAUCGCGCGGGGUGUAAGAGGCGUGUUACGCCGCACUUGUAAUAGUUCCAUAAUGUUACAUUCAUGUUAAUAUAUGUAUUAUGUUAUAACGUAUAUGAGUAAAUAGUAUAGAAGAUAUUUAUUUUAAUAUGCUGACGUGUUUGAGAGACAGUGUUAUCUACCUGUGGCUCUACUACGACACUGUAAGAGAUAUUAAUUGCACGAUAAAGCUUACACUUCGUGGAUAAGAGAAUAAAUGUAAUUGUAUAGUACUUAAUUUUAAGGAGUCGCAUUCUCCUUUUUGGAUUACAAACUGUUCAUGAUAUAUCUAUAUAAACGUCAGUGCUUGUUUACACUUUUGUAUCUUUUUUAUUUUUUACGAAUUGCGUUUAGCGAACUUUAACUUUUGCAAUUUCGCAUUUAUAUUCUUAGGGAAACCUCGAGCCACAAAAAUCUUUGCGUCCCUCUCUACAGUGCUGUAAAAUUAUUCCUUCAUUAAUCCUGCAAAAUUCAUACGUGUGCGCGCGCGUAUAUUGUAUACAUAUACAUGCACACACAUGUACUGACGUAGAGUACGUCUGACGAUGCAGAAGUUGACGAGUUUUCCUUCAAUAGGAGCCUUUCACCAUUAAAAAAAAAAAAGAAAAAGAGAAGAUAUGCGCAAGAGAGUGCAAGGAUAAUUGAUGGCUAUUAUGUCAAAUGUGAAUAAAUAUUUGGUAUUUGGUGUCUUAUGUGUACAACUGUGUAUAAUCCUUAUAUUUUUUUUUAUGCAUAAUAGAGGUCGAAAUUAACAAAGAUCUAUUUUAUAUGACAGCGCAUUGUGCCGAAAUCUUUCGUCGCCAUUUAAGAACAAGAAAAAAAGAGAACACAAGGAACAAGUAAAUCUGUGAAUAAAUUUUAUUGUCCUAUUA